Messenger RNA from Cladophialophora yegresii CBS 114405, 924 nucleotides. RefSeq lists its product as uncharacterized. Gene Ontology annotation, biological process: chorismate biosynthetic process; shikimate metabolic process. Gene Ontology annotation, molecular function: shikimate 3-dehydrogenase (NADP+) activity. Bases 1 to 924 code for a protein of 307 amino acids. The record is from RefSeq and is a predicted model, not a curated record. The transcript has a single exon. NCBI's taxonomy places the organism in Eukaryota, Fungi, Ascomycota, Eurotiomycetes, Chaetothyriales, Herpotrichiellaceae.
AUGGCACAAUUCACCGCUCCAGAUACCUCGUCGCUAGACCGCGUCGCUUACCUCGUUGGCUAUCCGAUAGCUCACUCCAAAUCACCUUCACUGCAUCGCGCGAUAUACUCAGCUCUAGGGAAACAAUGGGCUCAAUUGCUCUGCGAGACAACGGACCUUGAGGCUUUUUUAAGGCAUAUGAAGAGUGAUCCGAAAUGCAUGGGGAGCGGCGUCACCAUGCCAUUCAAAGUUGCCGUAAUCCCGCAUCUUGACGAAUUGACAGAUGAAGGGAGGACCAUCGGUGCAGUCAACACAAUUGUGUUCAAGACAGGCCAGAACGGAUCGAGGAAAUACUGUGGCACGAAUACCGAUUGUUUGGGUAUCCGUGAUGCGUUCUUCAACAAUGUCGCAGGCUCCUCUUACCGAGGGAAACCAGGCCUCGUCGUGGGCGGAGGAGGCACUUGCAGAGCAGCCAUCUAUGCCUUGCAGGAAUUCAUGGGCUGUUCACCGAUAUAUAUCAUCAACCGGGAUGCCAGCGAAGUCGAGGCUGUGCUUCAAGAAUGCCACGCCCGAGGGCUCGGGGAGAAUCUGAUGUGUGUUUCCACGACUGAACAGGCCAAAAGUCUGACACCUCCUGGAGCUGUCGUCAGUGCUGUUCCGGAUUUCACUCCCAGAACGGAGGACGAGAAGACGGUGCGGGAGAUUUUAUCCUUUUUCCUGAACGCGGAAGAGAAGGGCCCAUUGUUGGAAAUGUGCUAUCACCCCACUCCUGACACUGAGAUAUCUAGACUUGCACUCGCCUCCGGGUGGCAGGUGAUUGGUGGGAUAGAAGCAAUGAUCGGACAAGGACUCGCACAGGCGAGUCUCUGGACUGGUAUCGAGAUUGAUGACAGGCUGCGAGAUAUCGCUCGCUCGGCAGUCCGGGGACAAAUGGCCGGCCCAUGA